Debaryomyces hansenii CBS767 is the source of this 657-nucleotide messenger RNA. Its product is annotated as DEHA2E04752p. The record is from RefSeq and is a predicted model, not a curated record. Bases 1 to 657 code for a protein of 218 amino acids. The transcript has a single exon. Lineage: Eukaryota; Fungi; Ascomycota; Pichiomycetes; Serinales; Debaryomycetaceae.
AUGACUGUCUCUAGUACCGCAUUAAUCGAAGACGACUUUGACUUGUUGGUUCCAAUUCACCACCCCUCACAGCCAUUAGACGUAAGGCAUUUAAUACAAACCAAAGCUUCACCGUAUCUGGAGCCGGAUCACUUGCUAGAUCUCACCAGGUUAAGCGAUGAAUAUCGCAUUCUCGCUUUGGCAUUACAAUCAUUCCAUCCAAUUGAUAACUACACCUAUGCUUAUUCUACUUAUCUGGAAGCAUUUAAUCUAGAAAUUAUCAUCGACCUUGUGAGGAAAUAUUCGUUGCAAUUGAACUUUACAUUUCCUCCAACCACUGUGUAUAUCAUUGUCUUCAGAUCUGCUUUAUAUGAAGAUGUCCGAAACUCUUCCGAAAAGCGCCAAUUUCUUGCAAAUAUCGACAAGGCAUCUCAUGCCGAAGCAAAUGAAUCAGGAGGUUUACUAAAAUAUUGGUUUGGUAUUCCAGAUGACACCCUGGGGAGAAACUUAGCUACAUGUUGGUGGAGAAAUCGAGGAGAUGCAAAAUUGGGUGGUGGAGGUAAAGCUCAUCGCAAAGGUAUGAAUGAAGUCAAAAGUUGGUUCAAGCAUUGGCAGGUAGAAGAAUAUACCUUACAAAUAUUCGAACAGGCUAGCGGCUUUUCAUUUGAUAGAAUCUAA